This is a messenger RNA of Closterium sp. Naga37s-1, 2145 nucleotides long. The record is from the annotation of a GenBank genome assembly. Lineage: Eukaryota; Viridiplantae; Streptophyta; Zygnematophyceae; Desmidiales; Closteriaceae.
AUGACUCGAUACUUUUCAACCACGUCCGGAAUCUACUCUGAUGAGACGUUUGACUUCGGUCCGCGCGGCGACCUCGCGUACGACGCCGUCGGUCCGCUCCUCCUCAACGUCGGCUGCUUCCCGGACGCUUCCUCCGCGCGCGCCUUCUUCCAAACCCUAGCCGCCAGGUUCGGCGACGCGCAUGCCGCAGCCUCGGCGGAGAACGUGCGGAGCCUGGGGGCGCCGAUGCGCAUGGGGGAGGGCAUGGCGGAGCAGGCGAUGCUGGGGGAGGGGAAGACGGGGGUGAUUCAGGCGGUGGCGGCGGAGGGGGAGGAAGAGUCCAUGUAUUUCGUGACGGAGCGCGAUCUGCGCAAGCUCGAGCGGAACAAGCGCAAGGAGGAGCGCCAGCGCAUGGACGCGUACGAAGCACACGUGAAGGAGAGCGAGGCCAUUCUGUCGUCCAUGCCACUGGUGACGGUGUCGCACGGGGGCGAUGGCACGGAGGGCGGGGCGAGGGACAUCCAUCUCAGCAACUUCACCGUCACCGUGGCGGGGAAAGAUCUUAUCAGCGAUACCUCCAUUACUCUGGCUUUUGGGCGACGAUACGGGCUGAUUGGGCGCAACGGGACAGGAAAGACCACCCUGUUAAAGCACAUGGCGAUGCAUGCGAUCGACGGCAUUCCGCGCUCGUGCCAGGUGCUGCAUGUGGAGCAGGAAGUGGUGGGGGACGAUACCUCCGUCCUUCAGUGCGUGCUCAGUGCUGACCUUGAACGCACCGCACUUCUAGAGGAAGAGAAGCAGCUUCUAGCGAGGAAAACUGGCGGGGAGGAUGGGGAGGCGGCCGGGGAGGGGGAGGGGAAGAAGCGGGAUGGGGGAGGGGCGGAGGCGGGUGCAGGGGAGGAUGAGGCGGCGGCGAAACGGUUGGCGGAGGUUUACAAGCGGUUGGAAGAGAUUGAUGCGUACUCUGCUGAGUCACGAGCUGCUUCCAUCCUUGCUGGUCUGAGCUUCAGCAAGGACAUGCAGAACCGAGCCACGCGGACCUUUUCAGGAGGGUGGCGCAUGCGAGUGUCGCUCGCCCGCGCUCUCUUCAUCCAACCCGACCUGCUGCUGCUGGAUGAACCCACGAACCAUCUCGACUUGCACGCAGUGCUCUGGUUGGAGGACCAUCUGCUGACGUGGCCCAAGACGCUGGUGGUGGUGUCCCAUGCGCGCGAGUUCCUCAACACUGUUGUCACGGACAUUGUUCACCUGCACAACCAGAAGCUCACCACCUACAAGGGCAACUACGACACGUUUGAGAAGACGCGCAACGAGCGCAUCCGCAAUCAGAACAAGGCCGCCGAGGCCAACGACGCCAAGCGCGCUCACAUCCAGGCCUUCAUUGACAAGUUCCGCUACAAUGCAAAGCGUGCGUCCCUCGUGCAGUCGCGAAUCAAGGCGCUGGAGAGAAUCGGCACUGUGGAUUCUGUGGUGGCAGAUCCCGAGUACCGAUUUGAGUUCCCCACACCUGAAGACCGGCCGCAGGCGCCCAUCAUCAGCUUCACCGACGUCAACUUCGGCUACCCCGGCGGGCCGUUGCUCUUCAAGAAUCUCAACUUCGGCAUUGACCUAGACAGCAGACUCGCCAUCGUGGGCCCCAACGGCAUAGGCAAGACCACGCUGCUGAAGCUCAUCUCAGGCGAGCUCAAGCCCACCUCAGGCACUGCCUUCCGCUCCCCCAAGGUGCGCAUGGCAGUGUUCGCGCAGCACCACGUGGACGGGCUGGAACUUUCCAAGUCGCCUCUGCUCUACAUGGCGCACUCCUUCCCGGGAGUACCGGAGCAGAAGCUGAGGGCGCAUCUGGGCUCCUUUGGCCUGGGAGGCAACCUGGCGCUGCAGCCCAUGUACACACUCUCAGGAGGGCAGAAGAGCAGAGUGUCAUUCGCUAAGAUCACGUUCCACAAGCCACACAUUCUGCUGCUCGACGAGCCCUCCAACCAUCUGGACAUCGAUGCAGUGGAGGCGUUGAUUCAGGGCCUUGCUCUCUUCCAAGGCGGUGUUCUCAUGGUGAGUCACGAUGAGCAUCUGAUCAGUGGCAGUGUGGACCAGCUGUGGGCGGUGGACAAGGGAGUGGCCAAGCCCUUCUCCGGCACCUUCAAGGAGUACAAGCGCUCCAUCAAACACUGA